UGUCGUUGCAUUUGUGGCAUCGUCUCGUGCAUGAAGCUUUUUAAAGCCUAUCGUGUCGCAUACAAGUAACGUCUUGAUGGUCCCAUCAUCUUUGCAGAUAAAGGUUUAAGGCAUUUACAUUAAUCCCAUAUAAACAGCAUGCAUCGUCGCUCCCCGUCGGCUGGCGCCCUGGUUGGGGACGUUGCGCCAGAGCUGCUCACACGGCUUCCACCACGUUCACCACUAUCUUCUGUGUCGGCGCCAGCUCCCGCAGCAGCUGCAAUACCCCCACGCGGCCCCGCGCUUCGUCUCUGACCUGCCAUGCGCUGCCACCAGUCGACCUGGCGUACUCUCAUGUACUCUCAAACAUCGUCACCUCCGUCUACGAGUCCAAUAUCACAGCAGAGCAGUGCUUCUCUACCUACGGCCAACUGCACACAGCUCCGCCUCUGCUUGGCAUCGCCCACCCCGCCGGACCAGGCCGCCAUGUCCACUCCAUCUCCCGCUCCUCAGCCGGCAGCUUUCCUGUCCAUGCUGCGAUGCAACCGCCCGCCGCCGCUGCUGCCGCCAGCCUCGGCAUCCACCACCACCUCGCACAGCCGCACCUGCUCAACGACAUCAGCGAUGUUGACUUCGGACUGGCGACCUGCCUGGCCACCCCCAUGGACCCCGGGAAGGGACUCCGAGCCCGCCUGGCGCCUCUGCCCGCCACCACAACUACCACCACCACUGCCGCCGCCAGGAAUGCUGCCUACAAGCUCACAUCCGCCAACGACGUGCUGCAGGAGGCCAGCCGCUACGGGGACUGGGUACGGCGCCAGGAGAGGCGGAGGAAGCUGGAGAAGAUGCAGAGGGUGCUUUCAGAGCUAGGUGCCCAUGCCUUACUCGGGAGGCUGCUGGACGACACGACGCUGCCAGACAUGGAUUCGGAUCCAUGCUGGGAUCCGGAUGCGGCGAAUCUAAGGACGCAGCGACAACGGCAGGCGCAGGAGCCGCAGGAGUUUCCGCACUCGGGCGGCUGCGGUGGGGAGGAUAAUGGUGGGAACGGAGCUGUGGCGCGUCCGCGUCCGCCACUGCCGCCGCCGCCGCAGCAGCAGCAGCAACAGCAGCUACUGGCGGGGCUACAGCCUGGCGGCGGCGAUGCGUUUGGGAUACGGCGCGGGUCGGGCCUUCAGGCGUUGGGAGCUAGCCGCGAUGCGCGCGAGCUGGACAGACUGUUCCGGGAUGAUAUGGCGUUGAAGAAUUGAAGCUUACGGAGCCCCCGUCUAUGCGGAGUUUUACUUGGAGAAGUUCUUUGCCUAUCUCGAGCCGCACCUGUAAAUAACCGUGUACAGUCAUCAAGAGCAAAUUUCUAGUGCUAGCUGUCGCAAGGGCAUGUCCUCCAAGAUUUUGGCGAAGGGUAUGUCAUCAUAAGUUCUUAGCCUCAGGAAGGAGUUGUGUGAGACAGAUUGUGUUGAGUGCAGCGCAAAUGGUCACAUGCAUCAAGAGCGUGUGACUUUUGGAGUGAACUAUCAGAUGACUUAGCUAUUGCAUCUUGCAUUAUAUUCUAUGAUUUAAUUCCUUUUUGCAUUUCGUUUAGCUUUCAUUCGGUUGUCUGUUGAACGAGCAUUUGAACCCCGGGUCGUUGCUCCCGUGUCCUCGACAUUUUCCAUUUGGUCUGUGGGUCUCCUUCUACCUCUACUUUGGUGUAAAACAUAUCGAAGCUUGUAAAUGUAUGAUUACGGA
Volvox carteri f. nagariensis is the source of this 1704-nucleotide messenger RNA. RefSeq lists its product as uncharacterized. The record is from RefSeq and is a predicted model, not a curated record. Bases 519 to 1226 code for a protein of 235 amino acids. Lineage: Eukaryota; Viridiplantae; Chlorophyta; Chlorophyceae; Chlamydomonadales; Volvocaceae. The transcript has 5 exons.